Zalophus californianus (California sea lion) is the source of this 1179-nucleotide messenger RNA. Its product is annotated as homeobox protein MSX-3-like. The coding region runs from base 1 to 1179 and encodes 392 amino acids. Gene Ontology annotation, biological process: embryonic morphogenesis; regulation of transcription by RNA polymerase II. The record is from RefSeq and is a predicted model, not a curated record. Lineage: Eukaryota; Metazoa; Chordata; Mammalia; Carnivora; Otariidae. Gene Ontology annotation, molecular function: RNA polymerase II transcription regulatory region sequence-specific DNA binding; DNA-binding transcription factor activity, RNA polymerase II-specific. The transcript has 5 exons. Gene Ontology annotation, cellular component: nucleus.
AUGGGCAGAAACUUGGAUACAACCUUCUCCAACAAGGUGUUCCGAGUGCCUGCAGGCCCCGCAGCGGUGUUGGGGGGCUCGGCAACCGAGGUGGUUAAGAGGGUGGCCCUCUCCACCUUUCUGCGGCUGCAGGCCCUGCCCGAGGACCUUCGACGCACCCGGCUGGUUGCUCCUAGGGCGGGGCCAUGGGACCCUCGGGCAGCGCGACGGGCGGCCCCUGCCCGGAUCCGCGCUAUCAAGGCCGGUCUUCCCCCUCGCGGCUCUGCCAGAUCGCGCCCGCCAUCGAUUCCUCCGUUUGGGGAAGCUGGGGCCAGCUCCGCGUGUUCCCCGGAUGCCCCAGCCAUCUCCUGGGCAGCAGGAGCGCGGGCCCGGCCGGCAGAGCUCCGGGAGAGGCCGGCGGGCGCUGGGAGCCGGACAGGAGCGCGCCGCGCCGGCGGGGACCCGGGGCCCAGGGUCGGUUCCGAGGGUGGGGGCGCCGCCAAACCCGCGGCAAUCCUGCCGCGCGCUACCUUCUCGUUGCGCCUGCAGAGUCCCGCCAGCCCUGCGCCCGCCGGCCCGCGCACGGCCCCGGCGUCGCUCGGCAUGAACUCCGCUGGGCUCAAGACGUACGGCGAGGGGCGCGCGGGGGCCGGCCCGCUGCCCUUCAGCGUCGAGUCGCUGCUGGAGGCGGAGCGUGGGCUGGACUCGGAGCUCCGGGAGGAGAGGCCACGGGGCGCCGCGGAGCCCUGGGCCUGGUUCCCGCCGGCUGCCCGCUCGUCGUCCCCACGCUCCCCCAGCCCUCCACCCUGCACCCUCCGAAAACACAAGACCAACCGCAAGCCGCGGACGCCCUUCACCACCGCUCAGCUGCUGGUGCUGGAGCGCAAGUUCCGCCAGAAGCAGUACCUGUCCAUCGCAGAGCGCGCGGAGUUCUCCAGCAGUCUGGGCCUCACCGAGACGCAGGUCAAGAUCUGGUUCCAGAACCGCCGCGCCAAGGCCAAGAGGCUGCAGGAGUCUGAGCUGGAGAAGCUCAAGCUAGCGGCCAAGCCGCUGAUGCCUUCGUUUGCCUUGCCCUUCGCCCUGGGCGCGCCCCUGCCCGGCUCUCUGGCCGGGUACGCCGGCGCAGCGGGCACCCUGCCUCAGGUGCCAGGACUCCUCGCCGCGCCCGUCGCUGCCUACCGCCUGUAUUACCUGUUCUAG